AUGUGGGGUCUCCUCCUCUGCUGCCUUGUGGCCCUGGCCACAUGCCAAAGUUCCCUAUAUGAAAUUAGCCUGAACCCUAAGAAGACCUAUGAAUACACAUAUAAGGGGAUGGUGAAUUUUGGCCUCGGCAUGCCAAACCAUGCUGAGUCCGGUGUGAGAAUGGCGUGCAAAAUCAAGCUCAUUGGUGUGUCCGAGCAAACAUUUGUCCUUCAGGUUUCAGAUUUGACCUUUGAGGACUUCAAUGGCUUCCCAAAGAAAAAUGACUUCACUGCUGCCCCAAAGCUCACCGAACGUAUCGCUGCCCAGCUCGCCAAACCCUUCAUGUUUGACUAUGUUGGCGGACACGUUGGCGACAUCCGCACUUCUGCUGAGGUUUCAGACACAGUUGUCAACCUUGUGAGGGGGAUGCUGAGUUUUUUCCAAGUCACAGUUAAGACCACACAGAAGAUCUAUGAGCUUGAAGAGCUUGGCAUCCAUGGCAUGUGUCAGAGUAAUUAUGUUAUUGAAGAAAGUGGGAAGGCACAGGACGUGACUAUCACUAAGGUUAUGGAUGUCAGUAACUGCAGGGAGAGAGCAGACAUGUACAGCGGAAUGGCUACUGCUGUGUUUGACAGCCUCGCCAGACAGAGUGGACAUUCUGUCAUUACAACAGUGAGAUAUGUUUACACAGUCAAACCAACAGGAGAGGGGGGUCUCAUUACUAGAGCUCACAGCGUAGAGCAGCAGGACUUCAGUCCCUUCAACGUGAAGGGCGGCAGUUUCAAGAUGCAUGCGACGAAGGAAAUUGCUCUGUGCAACGUGAGCGAAACAGCGAGUGCCAUCAUUUUCGGCCCAAUUGGAAGCAGGGGCAACCUUGUUUACAAAUUUGUCAAUGCCGAAGCUAAUGUCCCAAUCAUGAUGCAGGACCUGGCAAACCCUGUACCAAAGGCUAAAGAACUGAUUAAGCAUCUAGCUGAGGCUAAUAAUUACCAAAUUGACAGUGCAACAACUGAGGAUACUAUAAAGCUGUAUCAACUCCUGCGUGUGAUGCCAUAUGAAGGAUUAGAUGGUAUAUGGAAGCAAGUUAAAGAAACUGAAGAGCAUAGGCGCUGGUUUUUGGACAUGAUUGUUGAGGUCAGCGAUGCCAGAAUCCUCAAGUUCUUGGAAACGAGAUUUGAGGCUGGAGAUCUGUCUGCAUCUGAAGCUCUGCAGACCCUUCUGCUGGCGAUGAACCAUCUCCAGGCUAUCCCAGACCUGGUUGAGAAGGCUAAAAUGUUCCUGCACAUGCCCUUUAGUAAAUCCAAUAUCUAUCUGUGGCAUACUGUGGUGCUUUCCUAUGGCUCUCUGGUGUACAAGCACUGUGCAAAUUAUUCACCCUGCCCAGUAACUGCUGUUCAGCCUCUGCUGGACAUGGCCUUGGAGGGUCUGAAGAAUCACAGUGAGGCCGACAUGGUCCUCGCUCUGAAAGCUCUGGGGAACGCAGGCCACCCAGGCAGCAUUAAGACCAUCAUGCGCUUCCUCCCUGGUGUGGCCGCCACCCCUGUGGACCUGCCACCUCGUGUGCUGAGUGCUGCUGUGCAGUCGUUGAGACUUAUAGCUGCCAGAGAACCUCACAGUGUCCAAGAGAUCACCAUGAGCCUGUUCAUGCAGAAGAAUCUUCCCUCUGAGAUUCGCAUCUUGGCUUUUAUGAUCCUGUUUGACACUAAGCCAUCAGUGGCUCUGGUAUCCACAGUGACUGCACAUCUGGAAGAGAGCAAUGACCUCCAUGUUGUUAGUUUUGCAUAUUCCUACCUGAAAGGCUUAGCCAGAUCCGUUACUCCAGACAAUCACCUCCUCUCGACUGCCAGCAAAAUAGCCGUGAAAAUCCUGGCCCCUAAAUUUGGUCACCUCAGCUAUCGCUACAGCAAAGCACUGCACAUGGACUGGUUUAAUGAUGACUUCCUAUUUGGCACAGCCACAGAAGUCUUCAUGCUAAGAAGUGCAACAAGCAUGUUUCCCACUGAAUUCAUGAUGAAAAACAAGAUGUAUUUUAUCAGUAGAGUUCUGCAGCUACUAGAGUUGGGUUUCCAAAAUGAGGGAAUUAAGGAGCUGUUUGGCACCAGCAUCCCUGGAUUUAAAGGUGAUCUAAGUUUCAGUGACCUCCAGGCUAUUUUCAACGUGUUUAAAAACUUCGACAAUUUACCGAGUGAUAAGCCAGUCCUUUCUGCCUUCUCACGCGUCUUUGGACAAGAGUGGUUCUUUGCUGAUGUGAACAAAACAUUCAUUCAGAAUAUCAUCACGGCUGUUAGUGCUUCUGCAGGGAAAGAAAGUCCUCUGUGGGCUGUGAUCGAGAAUUUACAGAGGGGAGUUUCAUGGCAUUGGACCAAGCCAUUCCUGAUCGCUGAGGCUCGCUACUUCCAACCUACCAUCCUGGGUCUCCCCCUGGAGAUCAGCAAAUACUAUCAAGUCGUCAAUGGGAUCACUGUCAAAGCUAAAGCUGCAGUAAAUCCGCCUGUGACUCAACAUAUUGGACAACUCUUGACAUCUGAAAUUUCACUGGAAACUGAUGGCUUUAUUGGCUUCACAAAGGAUUUUUGGAUGUUCUAUGGGAUCAACACAGAACUGUUCCAGUGUGGCUCUGAGUUUAAGAGCAAAAUCCCUCUUGCUGUUCCAUGGAAGUUUGCUGCAAAGAUCAAUGUCCGAGAGAAGAAAUUUGAACUCGACUUCCCUGCAUGCAAAAACGACUUUGAACUCUUUUCGGUCAAAUCCAAUGUGUAUGCAGUCUCUAGGAAUAUUGUAGAGCCAGCUAUGGCUAAAAUAACCCCAAUCAUGUCGGACACUGCUAACUGCAAUGCUGAUCCUGACCAGACCAUGGCACCAGAAACCUGGCAUCCAAGAUCCACACUGUGUGCUGAGAGUUACAUUUAUGGAGCAGGUCUCUGUGUGGAAUCUGAGUUGAGGAGAGCAUCUUAUAAGGAGGAAUACCCCUUGUACUACUUCCUUGGUUACACCCACUUGGCAGUCAAAGUAGUCCCAGUUGAGGCCAUCAAGGCCAUUGAGAAAAUCCACUUUGACAUAAAUGCAAGCACACAUCCAAUGCCUGGACACCAACUGCUGGAGACUUUGAUGAGGUUUUCCAAGGAAUCUAUCCAGCGAGUACGCCGGUUCUCUGAUUCAGGCCCAGGCAUCAGAGGAUCCAGUCACAGGCACGACAACAGAAUGGAAGGCUUUGAUGCAACACCUGAAGCUGUGGUCAAUAUCAAAGCUUUGGCCAUGAGCGGUAAUCAGAAGCCCGAAGGUUACGAUGCAGUCAUGUACUACACACCUGAGGAAGACAUUCACAAAGCCCAUGUGAUUGUGUCUCAUGUUGGAGAAGCUACCAACUGGAAGAUGUGCAUCAACACCGCUGUGAACACACAUUCUGAAGCAAAGGCACAGCUCAGAUGGGGAGCUGAAUGUCAGUCAUAUGCAAUGUCACUGAAAGCUGCAACUGCACAUCUGCCUGGUUCCAAACCAGUACUUGAGGCCAAAGCACACUGGACCAGGAUCCCAGAAACUAUGGCAGAGAUGGGCAAAACAAUUGAAAGAUACAUCCCAGGCAUUGCUUUCCUUCUUGGCUUCUACCAGCAGCACGAGAGAAAUACCAAGCAGGAGGUUUCUGCAUCAGUGGUUGUUGCAUCAGCAGACAGUGCUGAUGUGAAGAUUAAAUUCCCAGAGUACACAGUCCACCACCAGGCCAUUACACUUCCACUGCCAGCUGCUGGUUUUCAUCCUGACACCAGAAACACAACAAUAACUCUAUUUCGAUGUGCAUAAAGCAUGAAGACAGCAAAACCCAGACGGGAGCCAGGCAUCUCUUUUCACAGUGAUAACACUGCAAGCACACUGUGAUGAAAGUGAAGAUUGUAAAAGAUGUAUCAGAAAUCCCUCUCAGUUUGGAAAUAACCUGUGAAGGUCCCAGUUUAUUAAUUUAUAAGUAUGUUAAUAUUUGAAUGCCCUCUUCUGGAGAAAUAUUGUGUAUAUUUGUGUUCCAUCUUCAUAAAACUGGCUUUACCAAAAUCCGUUUCAAUUGGUUUUGUGAUUUGUUCUGAGUCUGUCACUACAAAUUCUGUUUAUCCAACGUUGUGCCGAAUAUGUGUGCCUCAUGAUUAAAAUAGAGAGAAGGCUCCUUCU
This is a messenger RNA of Monopterus albus (swamp eel), 4131 nucleotides long. It is a transcript of the gene vtg3, whose product is annotated as vitellogenin 3, phosvitinless. The transcript has 28 exons. The coding region runs from base 1 to 3774 and encodes 1257 amino acids. The record is from RefSeq and is a predicted model, not a curated record. Gene Ontology annotation, biological process: response to estradiol; cellular response to estrogen stimulus; lipid transport. Gene Ontology annotation, molecular function: lipid carrier activity. NCBI's taxonomy places the organism in Eukaryota, Metazoa, Chordata, Actinopteri, Synbranchiformes, Synbranchidae.